AAAUCAAUCACCCGGUGGGUGUGACGUCAUCACCGAGCGCCGGGGCUAUAGGAAGCAAUUGGAGGACGAGAUUGCCGCACGACCUUAUAAGGCCUAUUCCCAUGAUCCUCUCCUUCUCAUCACCAUCUUUCCUCUCCAGCAGCCACAGCCAUGAAGGUCGAGCUGUGCAGUUUCAGUGGGUACAAGAUCUACCCCGGACACGGGAGGCGCUACGCCAGGACCGACGGGAAGGUUUUCCAGUUUCUUAAUGCAAAAUGCGAGUCAGCAUUCCUUUCCAAGAGGAACCCUCGACAGAUAAACUGGACUGUCCUUUACAGAAGAAAGCACAAAAAGGGACAGUCGGAGGAAAUUCAAAAGAAAAGAACCCGCCGUGCAGUCAAAUUCCAGAGGGCCAUCACUGGUGCGUCUCUUGCUGAUAUAAUGGCCAAGAGGAAUCAGAAACCUGAAGUUAGGAAGGCUCAACGAGAACAAGCUAUCAGGGCUGCCAAGGAAGCAAAAAAGGCUAAGCAAGCAUCUAAGAAGACAGCAAUGGCUGCUGCUAAGGCUCCCACAAAGGCAGCACCUAAGCAAAAGAUUGUGAAGCCUGUGAAGGUUUCUGCUCCCCGAGUUGGUGGAAAACGCUAAGUUGGCAGAAAAUUUUAAAUAAAGAUCUGAAUAUAACUA
Messenger RNA from Pteropus alecto (black flying fox), 663 nucleotides. RefSeq names its product ribosomal protein L24 (gene RPL24). Gene Ontology annotation, molecular function: structural constituent of ribosome; mRNA binding. The transcript has 6 exons. Gene Ontology annotation, biological process: cytoplasmic translation. Gene Ontology annotation, cellular component: cytosolic large ribosomal subunit. The record is from RefSeq and is a predicted model, not a curated record. Lineage: Eukaryota; Metazoa; Chordata; Mammalia; Chiroptera; Pteropodidae. The coding region runs from base 151 to 624 and encodes 157 amino acids.